AUGGCAGCUGCUGAUAGAAGGUUACUCCUGGCCUCUGUGGCCCGACAUAUGAGCACCAUUCGUUGGGGCAUUUCCGCUUCUGCAGCCCUUAGGGCUUCUGCUUCUGGAAGAAAGUGUCUGACGAGAGGGUUGUGGUCUGGGCAUCCUCAAGCAAAAUGCUCCUUUAGCACCAGUCCCUCACGCCUAGCCCCUGCUUUCCACACAACAUGCCCCUACUUUAAGGUCAUGGUCAAUGGAGAGUUCAAAGAAUUGAGCCUCCAUGAGGGAAUGUACUUGGUGCUCUUGUUCUACCCUUUGGACUUCACCUUUGUGUUAUCUACAGAAAUUGUGGCUUUUAGAGAUAAAGUUAAGAAAUUUCAUGACAUGAACUGUGAAGUCAUUGCUGUUUUGGUGGAUUCCCACUUUAGCCAUCUUGCCUGGAUAAAUACACCAGGGAAGAAUGGCGGUCUAGGCCACAUGAACAUCCCAUUCUUGUCAGAUUUAAUGAAACAAAUUUUCCGAGACUAUGACGUGCUGUUAGAAAACCCUGGUCUUGCAUUCAGAGGUCGCUUCAUCAUUGAUCCCAAAGGAGUCAUCAAGCACCUGAGUAUCAAUGAUCUCCCCAUGGGCCGGAGCGUGGAGGAGACCCUCCACUUGGUGAAGGCGUUCCAGUUUGUGGAAGCACAUGGAGAAGUCUGCCCUGCAAACUGGAUACCCAAUUCCCUGACAAUCAAACCAAACCAGACUGCUUCCAAAGAAUACGUUGCGGGAGUGAAUCAGUAG
Chrysochloris asiatica (Cape golden mole) is the source of this 762-nucleotide messenger RNA. Its product is annotated as thioredoxin-dependent peroxide reductase, mitochondrial-like. The record is from RefSeq and is a predicted model, not a curated record. Bases 1 to 762 code for a protein of 253 amino acids. Gene Ontology annotation, cellular component: mitochondrion; cytosol. Lineage: Eukaryota; Metazoa; Chordata; Mammalia; Afrosoricida; Chrysochloridae. Gene Ontology annotation, molecular function: thioredoxin peroxidase activity. Gene Ontology annotation, biological process: hydrogen peroxide catabolic process; cellular response to stress; cell redox homeostasis. The transcript is spliced from 2 exons.